UGAUCAUACAAAUAAAUUUCACAAAAGAUGGGUUCACAAGAAAAUAUUACCUGGGAUGUUGAAGAAGCUGGAGAGAUCAGGGUUUCAAGCAGGGAGCAUCAUUACCGGUCGGCACAGACCUUAUCGGCUUCAUUGUUGCGAACGAAGUCCGACCCUGAGCUUGUUAACAAAGUUCGGUUUCGGUGUCUGAAGAAUUUUGUAGCUAAUUUGCAACAAGUGAUAUUUGGAACCAAGCUUAUUGUGUUAUUUCCGGCAAUCCCUGCUGCAAUUGCUGCCGAAUCUUAUAAUUUAGGAAGACCUUGGAUAUUUGCUCUGAGCUUACUUGGACUCGCUCUACUUGCUGAACGUAUUAGCUUUGUGACUGAGCAAGUUUCAUUCUACACUGGUCCAACAGUGGGGGGACUUUUGAACGCGACCUGUGGUAAUGCAACAGAGCUGAUUAUUGCUUUAUUAGCAAUACGCCAAGGGAAAAUUGAUGUGCUAAAGUAUUCACUUUAUGGUUCUGUUCUAUCGAACCUUCUGCUUGUUCUUGGAAGCUCCCUUUUAUGUGGAGGAUUGGCAAACCUAUACAAAGAGCAGAAAUAUGACCGAAAGCAGGCUGAUGUGAAUUCAUUGCUUUUGUUUCUGGGAUUGAUUUGCCAUCUGCUGCCAUUGAUGUUCAAGUAUGCUAUAAAGCCGUCUAGUGAUCUAGUGCAGGGAUCAAUUCUUCAGUUGUCUAGAGCAAGCAGCAUUGUUAUGCUUAUAGCAUAUGUUGCAUAUCUCGUUUUCCAGUUAAAGACUCAUCACCAGUUGUUUGAAGCACAGGAGGAAGACGAAGGUAACAAGGAAACAGAAGAGAAGCCUGAGAUAGGAAUCUCAAGCGGACUCGUUUGGUUGGUUGGUAUGACAAUUACAAUUGCUCUGCUAUCAGAGUAUGUUGUGGGUACCAUAGAGGAUGCAUCAACUUCUUGGGGUAUUUCUGUAAGCUUUAUCAGCAUUAUAUUGCUCCCGAUAGUUGGAAAUGCAGCAGAACACGCUGGAUCAGUCAUAUUUGCAUUCAAGAACAAGCUGGAUAUAUCUUUAGGUGUUUCUCUGGGGUCUGCUACACAAAUUUCAAUGUUUGUGAUUCCCCUAUGUGUGCUUGUCGGGUGGAUCAUGGGCAUCUCAAUUGAUCUUGAUUUUGGACUCCUCCAAACUGGUUCGCUUGCACUUGCAAUUCUCUUGACAGCCUUCACAUUACAGGAUGGGACUUCACAUUACCUGAAAGGAGCGGUUCUUUGUCUUGCUUAUAUAGUAGUUGCUGCUUGUUUUUUUGUUCAGAAACUUCCUACAAGCAAUCAUAUAGCUAGCAGGAACUCGGCGUAAUCUUCAAGCCUGAACAUCUACAGAUGCAGAGAGGACCGUGCCGCGAAAGAUCAACAAAUAAAACUGGAGUAGAGCCUGGUGAGACAUGCUGAGAUCAAGAGGCAUUAGUUGAUGUUGUACAAUUUUUUUAUUUUCAUUUUCGUUUCUUCUUUGUGUUGGUUUUUAGCUACUGCGGGUUGUUUUAUAAAUUACAGAGAUGAAUAAAGAUGUGUAUU
Daucus carota subsp. sativus is the source of this 1559-nucleotide messenger RNA. RefSeq names its product vacuolar cation/proton exchanger 3. Gene Ontology annotation, biological process: calcium ion transmembrane transport; intracellular calcium ion homeostasis. The record is from RefSeq and is a predicted model, not a curated record. Lineage: Eukaryota; Viridiplantae; Streptophyta; Magnoliopsida; Apiales; Apiaceae. The coding region runs from base 28 to 1344 and encodes 438 amino acids. Gene Ontology annotation, molecular function: calcium:proton antiporter activity. Gene Ontology annotation, cellular component: plant-type vacuole membrane. The transcript has 12 exons.